CUUAUGAUAAACUUCCAAAAAUGUCAGAACCUUCACAACUUAUGACAGAAAAUACACGUUCUGAUCUUUAUGUUGCACUCCCUGUUCUCAGUCAAGGAAAGAAAUGGGUCUUACUAUACAGUACAUGGAGGCAUGGCAUAUCUCUUUCAACCUUAUAUAGAAGAAGCAAUCUUUGCCCUGGGUUAAGUCUACUGGUUGUUGGAGAUCGUAAAGGUGCAGUGUUUGGUGGUUUAGUUGAGGCACCUUUGAAACCAUCAAUAAAGAAAAGAUACUAG
Messenger RNA from Lactuca sativa (garden lettuce), 275 nucleotides. RefSeq lists its product as uncharacterized. The record is from RefSeq and is a predicted model, not a curated record. NCBI's taxonomy places the organism in Eukaryota, Viridiplantae, Streptophyta, Magnoliopsida, Asterales, Asteraceae.